Molecule: messenger RNA, 1580 nt
Organism: Humulus lupulus (European hop)
Lineage: Eukaryota; Viridiplantae; Streptophyta; Magnoliopsida; Rosales; Cannabaceae
Product: probable serine/threonine-protein kinase At1g01540
Exons: 6
Coding region: 109-1371 (420 amino acids)
Biological process (GO): protein phosphorylation
Molecular function (GO): ATP binding; protein kinase activity
Source: RefSeq, a predicted model, not a curated record
CUAAUUCAAAGUGAGCCACAUUGCAACAUCCCAUGAAUCCAAACUAAUUUUCUUUUCAUCAAAUACCUCUGAUCUCUGAUUCUCUAAGCUCCCUCACCCAAGAAUAUCAUGUCUUCCAAAGUAUCAUCAUUAGGAGUGGAAAGUCUCUUCAAGCCAACCUCAUUCUUUCAUAUCAAGCUAUGGAUUUUGGUUCUACUCAUUUUCUCCUUAGCAACUGUCAUUAUCAUCAUCAUAUAUCUCUACUUGAUUCUAUGUGGUAGGCACAAAUCUUACAAAGCUAGAUAUCGUAUCUCAUCUCCCAACGUUGGCCAAAGUGCUUACAACAACACUUCAUCCCUUGAUAGAAGACUACUCUCUCGUAACCUCUCAGAGUGUGAAACGAUGGGCUUUAGAUAUGGGCCGGCUAUGUCAGGCCAAUGGAGUACUCGGACUAGUUGUGUUGCCAGUGAUGUAGAAUCGUUGGUGGCCCGGCCCAGGGAUGCAGGGAAGAAAAUGUUUAGCAUGAAUGAGAUUGAUGUGGCAACAAAUGGGUUCGCUAGAGAAAAUGUCAUUGGUAAUGGAGAUUAUGGAACUGUUUAUUGUGGUGUUUUGUUUGAUAAUACUCGUGUUGCAGUGAAGAAGUUACUGACAAACAGUUGCCACCUCGAGGAAUUUAUAGCACAAGUGGAGGCAAUUGGACAUGUCAGACACAAAAACCUUGUGAAGCUGCUUGGUUACUGUCUAGAAGGAGUUCACAGGAUACUUGUGUACGAAUAUGUAGACAAUAAUAAUUUGCAGCAUUGGCUUCAUCAAUGCCCUCAACAAAUCAGACUGAGUUGGAGCAUGAGGAUGAACAUAAUACAAGGAAUAGCAAAAGGAUUGGCUUACCUUCACGAGGGCAUCGAACAAAAAAUCCUCCACAGAAGCUUAAAAUCGAGUAACAUCAUGCUUGAUCACCAAUUCAAUCCAAAGAUUACUGAUUUUUCACUUGCAAACCUCUUUGGGCCGCGGUGGGGAUAUUCAAUCAUGGAAUCAUUAGGUUACCUAGCUCCGGAAUAUGAUGAUGUAUCAUCUCCUAUAACUUUCACUGAGAAACAUGAUGUUUAUAGCUUUGGAAUUCUUAUCAUGGAAAUCAUAACAGGGAGGCUCCCAAUAGAUCACCAUGAAUCUCAUCCAUAUCUGGUGGAGUGGCUAAAGUCAAUGGUUGCAAUGGAAAGAACUGGUGAUGUGUUAGACCCAAGUUUGCCUGAGCUGCCUUGUUCAAUAGAACUCAAAAGAAUUCUAUUGAUAGCUCUUCGUUGUGUUGAUCUUGAUGAGGAUCACAGGCCUAAUAUGGGAGAUGUUAUUCACAUGCUUCAGCCUCGUGACUUGUUACUUCAACCUACUCGGUGAUGAUGAUGACAUUGAUGAGUAUAUAUAGUUACUGUUAUAAGAGCAAAAUUAUUGUUCUUCAACUAUAAGAAUGUCCUUUAAUUGUUUUUUUCUUUUUCAACUGGUGUCAAUUAUUUGCUCCUAUAACAUGAGAAUUGUCAGCUAAAGUGAGGGACUUCUCAAACCAAUGUGGUCCACAAGACAGUCAGAAUGCUACAAUAAAAGUUCAA